GCGCAGUCGUAGAUUGGGCUCAUCAGACGUGACAACAAUGUUAUCAGCACCGGAGGAAAUGGGCCACUGACGAAAUGCCUGGGCAUUGCAUUGGCAUCUAAAUAAUUUUGAUAAGUAUUUUGGAUGUAUCGAUGCUAGUGUUUAUGAUAUUGUCUCAUAUAACUGAAACAUCAAAUUAAAGUCUUAAAAUGCCGAGUAACAAAAUGGACAAGCCAGAGAUCAUGGACAACGUCAAAGUGGUGGUGCGAUGUCGGCCGCUGAAUCAGAAGGAGAAAAGUAUGGGCCAUAAACAGGCGGUCAGUGUGGACGAAAACCGAGGGACCAUAACCGUCAACAAAUUAGAGACUACCCACGAACCUCCCAAAACCUUUACAUUCGACACAGUGUUUGGGCCUGACAGCAAACAGCUGGAUGUUUACAACCUUACUGCCCGACCUAUCAUAGACUCUGUAUUAGAGGGUUACAAUGGGACCAUCUUUGCGUACGGACAGACGGGGACGGGAAAGACGUUCACUAUGGAGGGAGUGAGGGCGGUGCCAGAGCUCCGAGGAAUAAUACCCAACUCCUUCGCUCAUGUGUUCGGCCACAUCGCCAAAGCAGAGGGUGACACCCGGUUCUUGGUUCGCGUCUCUUAUCUGGAGAUUUACAAUGAGGAAGUGAGGGACUUGUUGGGCAAGGACCAGAUGCAGAGGUUGGAGGUCAAGGAGAGGCCAGAUGUGGGCGUUUACAUCAAGGACCUGUCUGGUUAUGUGGUGAACAAUGCUGAUGACAUGGACAGGAUUAUGACAAUGGGACACAAGAACCGCUCGGUUGGUGCAACCAAUAUGAACGAGCACAGCUCUCGCUCUCACGCCAUCUUCACCAUUACCAUUGAGUGUAGCGAAAAGGGAGUGGACGGAAAUCAACAUGUCCGCAUGGGAAAACUCCACCUAGUGGAUUUGGCGGGUUCUGAGCGACAGGGGAAGACGGGAGCUACAGGCCAGCGGCUGAAAGAGGCCACUAAGAUUAACUUGUCUCUUUCCACGCUGGGUAAUGUCAUCUCAGCUCUAGUGGAUGGGAAGAGCACCCACGUCCCAUACAGGAACUCUAAACUCACCCGCCUGCUGCAGGACUCUCUGGGGGGAAACUCCAAGACCAUGAUGUGUGCAAACAUUGGCCCAGCAGACUACAACUACGACGAGACCAUCAGCACGCUGCGCUAUGCUAACCGGGCCAAAAACAUUAAGAACAAAGCCAGAAUCAAUGAAGACCCCAAGGAUGCCCUCUUACGGCAAUUCCAGAAGGAGAUCGAAGAGCUCAAGAAGAAACUGGAAGAAGGAGAGGAGAUCUCUGGGUCGGAGGGAAGUGGAUCAGAAGAGAUGGAUGAAGGAGAUGAUGAGGGAAGAGAGGGACACAGGAGACGGAGAGGCAGUGGCAGCAGCAUCAGUAGCUCAGACUCUGCCUGCUCCUCUAUUGUGCCACAGGCCCCUGAGGAAAAACCCAAGCCCCAGACUAAAGAACGAGGGAAGAAGAAGGUUUCUCCUGACAAGAUGGUGGAGAUGCAGGCAAAGAUCGAGGAGGAGAGGAAGGAGUUGGAAGCCAAGCUGGACAUGGAAGAGGAGGAGAGGAACAAGGCCCGGGCAGAGCUGGAGAAGAGGGAGAAAGAUCUCCUGAAAGCACAGCAGGAGCACCACCUGCUACUGGAGAAGCUAUCAGCCCUGGAGAAGAAGGUGAUUGUUGGAGGAGUUGACCUUCUGGCCAAGGCUGAGGAGCAGGAGAAACUAUUGCAGGAGUCAAACAAUGAGCUGGAGGAGCGGCGCAGGAGGGCUGAGCAACUCCGCAGAGAACUGGAAGAGAAGGAGGCGGAGCGUCUGGACAUUGAGGAGAAGUACACAAGUCUACAAGAGGAGGCCCAGGGGAAGACCAAGAAGCUGAAGAAAGUCUGGACCAUGCUGAUGGCUGCCAAGUCUGAGAUGGCCGACCUGCAGCAGGAGCAUCACCGAGAGAUCGAGGGCCUCCUGGAGAACAUCCGCCAGCUCAGCAGGGAGCUCCGGCUGCAGAUGCUCAUCAUAGAUAACUUCAUUCCGCAGGAGUACCAGGAGAUGAUCGAGAAUUACGUGCACUGGAAUGAGGACAUUGGAGAGUGGCAGCUGAAAUGUGUAGCUUACACCGGCAACAAUAUGAGAAAACAGACUCCUGUGUCGGACAAGAAAGAGAAAGACCCGUUUGAGGUGGACCUGUCCCACGUGUACUUGGCCUACACAGAGGAGAGUAUGAGACAGUCACUGAUGAAGCUGGAGAGGCCUAGGACCUCCAAGAGUGGCAAGAGUGGCCGGCCCAAGACUGGACGAAGGAAAAGGUCAGCGAAGCCCGAGGCUGUGAUCGAAUCCCUGCUGCAGUGAGAGACCGAGAGAGUGCCAGGGAGCCAUUCAGGGCUGGAUCCCGAUGUACUGCAAAUUAAUCUACACGUUACCUUAGGAGCGACCACCGGGGGCAGUCACUAUUCGACCUUGAAGAUUUUUAUUGUUGAGCGUUGUUAUUUAUAAUGAUUUAACUGAAUACACUGUAUAGCCCAGUACGGUUUUAAAUGUGAAGGGAGGAGACAGCGGUAAGGUUUGGCCCAGGAGGGAGGGAACAGGUAACAGUCACGGUAUGUGUUGCUGUUUGGGAACCGGACGUUAGGUUUGGGUGUAAUGGUCGAGUCAAGUGCACAAGUUUGUUGUAUUGUAAUAAAAUGGAUCUUGUUGAGGAUUGUCAGCUUAAUAUUUGAGUCAUACUGUCGCCAACGAAGCACAAUUCAGUUGGCAGGCCGCAUUUCAAAUGGCCCCCUGUUGCUUAUCUAGUGCAUUUUUUUGACCGAGGUCUGUAGUGGCUCAUAAGUAGUGGCCAAAAUGCCUAAAUGAAAAGGGCAGGUUGCCAUUUUAAAAAGACUUUCUGCUUGGAAACAGGAUGUUCAUUUGCUGUAGUAUGAAAACCAUUUAUCUCUGUAGGAUGAAGUGAUGUCAGUUACAAGGGUGGGUUUGUGUAUUGUGUCCAUAAUGGUGUCCCAUUUCCUAUAUAAUGAACUACUUUUGACCAGGGCACAGUAGUGCAUUAUUGGAGUAUCGGUUGCCAUAUCUUAUGCUGCAAAUUAGUCUAUGAUGAGCACAAGGCAGGGUCUUUGAACAAUUCACCCAGCAACCACAGCAACAAACUCUGACCCUGUUGGUGAUGAAUUCUCCUUAGCUUCUAAUGCCAGGAUGUGUUGAUGACCCAUAUGAUGCCCUACAACAUUGUUUAGAAUUGAUACAAAAAGAACAAACAAUUCAGAAAUGAAUCUAAUGUACACCACAGGUUAUAAUGGCCCCUAUUUCAAGCAUCAUGAUCCUGGAAGUCUAAAAUGUGCUUGACUUUGUUAAAACUCCUUCAGGCUUGAAGGAUAAGUUUUGCAUGCCAUAAUGGUCUCAUAGUAUUGCAAUUCACCCAUUAAACACUAACUAAGUGA
Messenger RNA from Esox lucius (northern pike), 3463 nucleotides. It is a transcript of the gene kif3a, whose product is annotated as kinesin family member 3A. Gene Ontology annotation, molecular function: ATP binding; microtubule motor activity; microtubule binding. The transcript has 19 exons. The record is from RefSeq and is a predicted model, not a curated record. Lineage: Eukaryota; Metazoa; Chordata; Actinopteri; Esociformes; Esocidae. Gene Ontology annotation, biological process: microtubule-based movement. Bases 189 to 2381 code for a protein of 730 amino acids.